AUGUUUGAAGACAGAUUUUCGGGUUUCGGAGGUUUCCACGGCGAUUUCAACAUACAGCGAGCUCCUUCCGAUCGUCGUCUCCCCGAUGGGUUUCUAAACAGUCUCGACGCAAACCCGUUUCUGAAGAAUCAGAAGCUGAACACGAAGAGCGAUAUGGUGGGGAACGGUCUCGAUCUCUGCAAAAAGCUCAGCAAAAUGGGUAUCGCCUGCGACAUGAGUAUCUGGAGCAGACCCGAACCGAUCCGGAUCGACCCAGGAGAUUUCGGGUCUCGAAGAACAACAACAGUACUCCAUGGGUUUUCUUCUGGGUUCGAGCAGAAUCUGGGUGGAGGAGCUCCUCGGAUUCAAAAUGGGUUUCGCGGCGUUUCCUCUGGUUUUCUUCAAAACACCUCUCAUGGCCAUGGAGUUUCUCCGGCGGAGCUCCGAUUACUUAGCGUUAACCAAAACGGAUUCGAAGAGAUGAUGGCUUUUGAGAAUCACAGAGAGUUUCUCUUUGAUCAUAUGGAUCGACCCAUAAAGCGCUCUUCUCCUUCUCUCAGAGCCGUCUCUUUCAGGGACGAUGCGUUUAUGGGUCCAUUCAUGUUUGAAGGAGACAGAGUUUCUCAUUCUCGUACCCUAUCCGCCAUGGAAGCUUCUAGAGAGCUUCGACCUUCUUCUCAUCCUGAGUUUAGUCUUCGAGCCAGAGGUGGGAACGAAGCGUUGAUGUUUGAGGAGAAAAGGGUUUCUCGAUCUCUAGCCGCCAUGGACGUCUCUCUUGGGAACGAAGCGUUGAUGUUUGAGGGGAAAAGGGUUUCUCGAUCUCUCGCCGCCAUGGACGUCUCUCUUGAGAACGAAGCGUUGAUGUUUGAGGGGAAAAGGGUUUCUAGAUCUCUAGCCGCCAUGGAAGCUUCUGGAGGUUCUCGUAUGAGUCUAAAGGAAUGUGAUAGUUUGCCAAAGAGUCUAGCUUCCAUGGUCGACAUCUAUGGAUCUGUGAAGCGGAUGGCGAAAGAUCAAAUCGGUUGCAGAGUUUUGCAGAAACUGCUCGAUGAAGGAACGUUUCUUGACUACAAGGUUUUAUUCCAUGAGAUCUUCAACCAUGUUGUUGAGCUUUCUAUGGAUCCGUUUGGCAAUUACUUUGUGCAGAAGCUGUUUGAUGGUUGUGAUGAAGAAGAGAGAACGGUGCUUGUGAACGUGUUAACAUCAAAACCAAGGGAGCUCAUCAAAAUGUCUCUCAACAAUUAUGGGACACGAGUCGUCCAGAAGAUGAUAGAGACGGUGAAAACAAAACAUCAGAUCGAGAUGGUCAAGUCAGGUCUCAAACCUGGAUUUCUUGCUCUUGUCAACGAUUUGAAUGGGAAUCAUGUGAUUCAGACUUGCUUGACUUCUCUUGGUCAAUACGACAACAAGUUUGUGCUAGACGCAGCUACAAGGCACUGUGCUGAGAUUGCAACACAUCGCCACGGCUGCUGUGUGCUUCAAUGCUGCAUCUCAAACUCUGUUGGAUAUCAACGUGAGAGACUCGUUGAUGAGAUAGCAAGAAACUCACUUCGCCUUUCUCAGGAUCCUUACGGGAACUAUGUGGUGCAGUACCUGAUAGAGAGCAACGUAUCCGCAGGGAAGUUACUGAUGAAGUUUAGGAUGCAUUACGCGGAGCUAGCGACUCAGAAGUUCAGUAGCCAUGUGGUUGAGAAGUGUCUGAGGAAGUAUCCAGAGAGUCGAGCUGAGAUUGUCCGUGAGCUUCUCUGUGUUCAAAACUUUGAACAUCUCUUGCAGGAUCCUUUUGGCAACUACGUUAUCCAGACAGCUCUCUCUGUAGUCAAGGGUCCUAUACGUUCGAGGCUGGUGGAGAAAGUGUAUAGGUUUGGGAAGCUGAAGUCGAGUCCUUAUUGCAGGAAGAUAUUCACAAAGAACUUCGUGAAGAAGUGA
Microthlaspi erraticum is the source of this 1905-nucleotide messenger RNA. Lineage: Eukaryota; Viridiplantae; Streptophyta; Magnoliopsida; Brassicales; Brassicaceae. The record is from the annotation of a GenBank genome assembly.